GCUCCCGGUCACUUUCCUCAUGUCUGGGGCGGACAUCAAGUCGGAUUUGAAGCAAUCGUUGGAGGAGGUUCCCGUCAGCGACACCGACCAUGAAGCCCAAGAGGCGAAGAUGCCGCGGAAAUAUAUCAUCCUCACCAUGCUCUCCUGCUUCUGCCCGUCUUAUCCCAUCAACAUUGUGGCAUUCGUGUUUGCAAUGAUGGCUCUGCACAGCUACAACGAGGGAGAUGUUGAAGGAGGAAGGAAGCUUGGACACAUAGCCACACUGGUCUCCAUUGCAGCCAUUAUUGCUGGACUAAUAGUGAUUGCAAUCUAUUGCAUUGUUCACUUUUCAAUGGGAUGUCACGUUUAAUUGGAUGUACUACUGGAGGAUCUUUCACAUUAACCUGCCACACUGCAUCUCUGAUCGCUAAUUAAACACGCUGUUCAAAGGAAGAGAGAGAGAACGUGCCAUUGGUUUUGCGUGGGGUCC
Molecule: messenger RNA, 469 nt
Organism: Pristis pectinata (smalltooth sawfish)
Lineage: Eukaryota; Metazoa; Chordata; Chondrichthyes; Rhinopristiformes; Pristidae
Product: transmembrane protein 233
Exons: 3
Coding region: 20-349 (109 amino acids)
Cellular component (GO): membrane
Source: RefSeq, a predicted model, not a curated record